Messenger RNA from Closterium sp. NIES-65, 1541 nucleotides. Lineage: Eukaryota; Viridiplantae; Streptophyta; Zygnematophyceae; Desmidiales; Closteriaceae. The record is from the annotation of a GenBank genome assembly.
ACGCACCACAACCGUUCGAUUUCAUUGUGGAUGGACGGCUGCUGCGAUCCUCCCUGCGCAAGUGCCUGCUGACGUCAGCACUCUCCACGGAGCGGGUGAUUCCCAUCGAGUACACACUAGCAGUGCGCCCGCCCUCCGCCUCCCACUCUGCUCCCCAUGAUGAUUGGGUUUCCGCUGUCUCUGCUGCGCAUCCCAGUGUGAUCGUGACCGGCUCCUAUGACUCGCACGUGCGCCUCUUCUCCGUCCCUCCAACCUCCGCUGCCGCGGCCACCCCAGCUGAUGCCACUGCUCAUGCUGCCCAUGCUGCUGAUGCGGGUAGCAGCGGUGCGAGGUGCAUUCAGGUGGCAGCAGCACACUCUGAUGUCGUCACUCACAUCGCCGCCCUGCCAGCAGGCAGCGCCUUUGUGUCGGCGUCCAAAGACCGCACGCUGCGCCUCUGGCAGCUCGCAGGAGAGAGCACUGAGGCGCCUUCCGCCCCUCCCUCGCUGCGCGCAUGGGUGGUGGCAGUGAUGCGAGGCCACACCGCUGCCGUGCAGUGCGCUGCUGUGAACGCACGGACUAAUAAGCGUGGCAGCAUCAAGAGUGGCAGCAUCAAGAGUGGCUCCAUCAAGAGUGGCAGCAUCAAGAGUGGCAGCAUCAAGAAUGGCACCAUCAAGCAUGGCACCAUCAAGCUGUGCUCGCUGCCUCCUCUCCUCUCACUCUCCUUUCUCUCGCCCCUCUGCCUGCCACUCUUACCCCUCUCUUCCCUUGCCUCCCCACCACAGCUGGCAUCAGGCGGCUGGGACAGCACCAUCAAGCUCUGGACUCUGCCCAGGCUGGGAGCCAACACAGGAAGGCAGGGAGGGGGAGGGGGAGGGGACGGGAGCGCAGGUGGUGAUGGGAGUGGGGGAAUGGGGGAGGAUGCGGGAGGAGAGGGGGAGGAGGAAGGGGGGGAGGCGGGAGGAGCGGAGGGAGCGGGGCAAGCGCGGAAGCGAGUGCGGACGGCUGCAGGGGCGGUUGAGGCAGAGGGCGUGGAGCUCACCCCGGACCUCGCUCUGGAAGCGCACACACAGUGCGUGGCAGGCGUGGCAUGGCCGGCGCAAGGCUCCUCGCUCUUCUCCGUCUCGUGGGACCACUCGCUGCGUGCAUGGGACGUCGAAGCUGCUUCUGCUGUGUCUGUGCGGACCAGCGCGCAUCCGCUGCUGGCAGUGGCGGCAGGGGGAGGUGGGAUGGCGUCGCUGGUGGCAGUGGGGGGCGCGCACCCCACCAUCCUGCUGUGGGACAUGCGCGCUGCCACAUCCGUGCUUUCUCCAUCGAUCCAGCUGCUGGGUCACACGGAUUGGAUCUCAUCCCUCGCAUGGUCCCCAUCGAACCCACUGCAUCUCCUCUCCUCUGCCUACGAUGGCUCGCUCAAGAUUUGGGAUCUUCGCUCCACUGUGCCGCUUCACACGGUCAAAGCUCACUCGGAUAAGGUGCUGUGUGCGGACUGGUGGCAGGGCGGCAACGCUGUAGUCAGUGGGGGAGCUGACAACCACCUGCGCAUCUUCACACACCACUCUUAA